Messenger RNA from Pocillopora meandrina, 2356 nucleotides. The record is from the annotation of a GenBank genome assembly. NCBI's taxonomy places the organism in Eukaryota, Metazoa, Cnidaria, Anthozoa, Scleractinia, Pocilloporidae.
CGCAACAUAUACAGCCGUUCCUAAUGGCGUUCGAACUUUAUAGCGUGAUAUUUGCUGUUCUUUUCGCCUGUGGUUGUCUAGUUCUUCUGCUGGUGGUGCAAGCCGUUUUAGUUUCCAUGAGACUGAAGCCAAAGAAGAAUCAGAGCCCACGGCAUGGAAAGGUUGUCCUUCAUCAAAUGCCUCCAAAUUCCCGAGUUUUAAAUGUUUCUCCAUCUUGUCUAAAGCUAGAGACCUAUUUACGAAUGAACAAAGUCCCCUAUGAAAGCGACUACAGCUUUAGAAUGUCGAGCAAAGGCAAAGUGCCAUGGAUUGAAUAUAAUGGAACGUCCGUUGCGGAUUCAAACUUUAUUGUCCGUUUUCUCAACGAAGAAUUUCAAUUGGACCCCGAUGCCCAUCUGAGUGUCGAGGAAAAAGCCAUCGCGCAUACCAUGCUCGUAACACUCGAGGAGAAUACGUAUUGGUACGACCUCUAAUAAUAUAUAAUACACUUAUCUGUUUUUACUUUAAACUGUUUGUAACAAAAAAAAAACAUCCUCCAGGUCUACAGCUUUUGUAUCCUUGAGGGUGUGGCACUGCGGUGUUGGGGGGGGGGGGGGGAGAGAGAGAGAGAGAGAGAGAGAGAGAGAAAGGGUUAGUGAUUCCAUGUUUGAUUUUCUUUUUAGAUACACAGUUGCUUUUCAAUAGGGGUGGAGUUUGCACCUUGUCAAAAGCAUAAUCAAGGUGGGAAGAGGGAAUGCAUUCCAUUAUUUUUCUCAAACAGGAACUUGCACAGAAUUAGGCUGUAGAACAAGCCUAAUUUUUUCGGCAUUUGUUAGGUGAAGAGAGGCAAGUGCAAAGCACGAGUCAUGUGCAAGGGUAGGAGAGCAAUAAAACUUUUUUAAAAAGAAAAUAGGUCAUGUAUUUCAGGGUUUUUUCCUCUCAUACAAGUGUCUCAAAAUGUCUUUUUGCUGCAAAUUAGGUGAUGUCUACACUUGAGCAGGAGCCCAUUAUUCGAAACUUCCAUCCUUCAUACUUACCCUCUGAGUCAACCCUGUCCUGUAUCUUUUUGUUUUUAGAAGCACCUUUGGGGGUGUUUACAUAAAAGCCAAUCAUAUGAGAGCUGUGGUCCUCUAUUGUUUACGUCACAUGCAGGCCACAUGUUUUUGUGGGAAAUUAUAGAACUCCCUAUAUAUCUCAGUUCUAAAAAUAAAAGAAUAUGGGACAGGGUUGACUCGAGGGUACAAUUGGUAUGGAGGCUCCAGGUAAUGGGCUCCUGACUCCAGCUGUGUAGACAAGUUACAUGGACUGAACAAGAUUAAUUACAUUCACUCCACAUGUUUUCCAAGGGUUAUGAUCAGAUCUUUUUCAAAUUUACAGCACUUGAAAUGAACAAAACUUCAGCAAACCAUUUGUAAAACUUAAGCAAAAUCCAGUUUAAACCUUCCUUUCCUAACAGAAUUCCAGUUUGGCUUCAGCAAGGCUCCCUUCCCUCCUCUCCCUCACUGCCUCCAAGAGCUUGCACAGUUUUCUGUUUUUCAAGGAUCUGAUCCAUACACAAAACCACUUCCCUACAGCACUGUAAUAGUUCUCCUUUGUCUUAUGUAAUUUUCCAUUUAAUCUUGUAACAGGACUCUGAUAUAUCAUAGCUUUGUGGCUGAUCUGGCAGAUACAAGGUCGAUGUCACCUCUCUUGGGAGUAACACCAAUUCCUCUAAAUUAUGUUAUGUCAUGGUUAGCAUCUCAUUAUCUGCGCCAGAACCUCUGGGGUCACGGAAUUGGGCGGCACUCUAGAGAGGAAAUUUACAGCAUUGCAGAGAGGGACCUAAGGGCUGUAUCACAAGUGCUAGGAACAAAGAGGUUUAUCAUGGGAAGCAAGCCAUGCCUUUUAGAUGCUGCAAUAUUUGGAUUGGUUGCAGUAUUCCUUUGGAAUGUUCCACACAGCCCACAGGCAAAACUUAUCAGGUCACAAUUGAAGAACUUGGAAGCACAUUGUUAUACCAUCAAGGAGGAGUAUUUCCCAGACUGGGAUGAAUUAAUAUUGAAAAACACAAACUCUCUUGAUUAUUAACCCUGGUUUAAUGUCCUUCAAAUCACCACUUUUGUUAACAAUAUUGACCUUCAUUAUUAAUACUCUUCCUAUCAGUACAAGUAAAUUACUAAACUUUGAUGUAACAGUUUUUUUUCUUGUGAUCUUAAAACCACUUCCAUUUUUUUUUGUGCCGAUUCAAGGGUAGCAUUCAGUAAAAAAUUAAUGCAACAAAGAAAUAUUCUCUUUGGUAUAAUGGUAUAUUUUCUAACUGUAUGAAAAUUUGACAGAGAGUAACAAGAGAUCCCUCUUGAAUUGUCAGCAUUCCUCUCUUCUAACACCUUUCAGCUGC